This is a messenger RNA of Eimeria tenella, 453 nucleotides long. RefSeq lists its product as uncharacterized. The transcript has 2 exons. The record is from RefSeq and is a predicted model, not a curated record. The coding region runs from base 1 to 453 and encodes 150 amino acids. Lineage: Eukaryota; Apicomplexa; Conoidasida; Eucoccidiorida; Eimeriidae. Gene Ontology annotation, molecular function: protein binding.
AUGGAUAGGCCGCUGAACCCCACGACACUUAACGCCCUUGGUACAUUCGGUUGUCUCCGGCAGCUAAGGCUUGUUCAGCAGCACAUUCAAACCCUUGAGUUCGCUGGAGUGUGCAAGAGCUUGCAAGUACUUCACCUUCCAGAGAAUCAGAUUGAGAGACUUGAAGGAGUUCAGUCGUGUAAGUUUCUGGAGGAGCUAGACCUAAGUGGUAACCUUCUAUCGGACUUAGGCUUCCCGGAAGAGCCCGUGCGGACACCGAAGAGCCCCUUGGAAGGGCUUAACCGUCUGCACACGCUGCGGCUUAACAGCAACAAACUCCGAACCCUACAAGGCAUUGAGUACCUCGUGAAUCUGAAGGACUUGCAGGUGGCAGAUAACGAGUUGACGCAUGUGGGUGCAGCCCUCAGCAAUAACAAGAACCUAGAAAAGUUAAACAUUGCGGCAAACUUGUAA